This is a messenger RNA of Actinia tenebrosa (Australian red waratah sea anemone), 2869 nucleotides long. Its product is annotated as protein FAM185A. The record is from RefSeq and is a predicted model, not a curated record. Lineage: Eukaryota; Metazoa; Cnidaria; Anthozoa; Actiniaria; Actiniidae.
UUUACUUACUUUCCUUAGCUCUGAGUCAAACGUGGUCGCCAUCUUGGGAAACUGUUUACGCCCGCAGUACAAUGCCGCUGGAAGAGUACGAACCCAACACGAUUAGAUAUCGACUACUAGUUGAUGUUUCAGUAAUGCAUUAAUUCUGAGAACAAGACUUAAUUUUGAAUACAAUAAGCAUUGUCUUGUUUAAAAAUAGCAAUACUUAAAUUUUAACUAAUCUUGUAAUUUAAAAAUUUUGAUUUUUGCCGUACCAAACUUAAGGAAUUCAUUUCCGCUUUUUUAUCAAUUGAUGUCAAAAUGGAACUCAGUGGAGACCCCUAAGAAAAAAAAUAGUAAACAUGGCGGCUGUUUGUGAUUUGACAAAUUGUGCUUGUAAGAUAGCCAGCUGAUGGACUUAAAGCUAUCCAAUACUGUGAACAUUUAGUUUGCAAGUUAUAUCAUCUGUAAGGGAGUACGAUUCUGAAGAUGUUUGUCUCUACGAGUUGCAAGGUUAUGCGAAAGGCAAACCUGCUGUUAAAGUCAAGUGCAAAUUGUUCUUAUUUGCUUCGUCGUUUUAAGAGCAAGAUCCAUUGUGUUGACACUUGGRCAAUUCCUAUUCGUUCAAAUGGAUUUGCUGUAGUCAAUACUCACUUUACAACGUAUAUAAAACCAUUGGACCCGCUUGAAUACAUAGAGAAACCUGAAAUAUGGCCUCACAAGCUUGAUGAUGGCACUCAAGCCAGCGCACGUGUUUCUCUGAAUCUGAGACUACCAGAAGAAUCUGACUUGAAAAUAGACGAAACGUUCGUAGAUGAAUUCACCAAGGACAUAAGAUAUAACCCACAGUUGAAUAUUGAGAGUCAACGGUACUUUCUAGUGGUGAAAGGUAGACCGCAGCGUAGAUUCACUUUUCCUCCAGAAGACAUCAGUUUAGUCCUUGAAGUCCCUACGCAGUUCAAUAUACAAGUGAAUGCAUCAGACAAUGCAGAUGUUCAUGUUGAAAAUCUCGAAGGUGGCUGGCUAUAUGAGGUAACUACUGACCAAGGAAGCUGUUAUUUAUCUAAGCUCAAAGGUCAAGACCUUCAUGUCCUAUCUUCACAUGGCAAUAUCAUAUCUAAAAGUAAUUUGGUUGCUGAGUUUGGAACCCUAGCUGUGGAAAAUAAUGGCAAGAUUUGUGUCAACAAGUUACAGRGCCGUAAGUUCUGUUUGGAUUCAGAAGUGGGGACAAUCAGUACUGGCGCAUUAUAUUUACAAAGAGGAGAGGUGAAAUCAGAAUCUGGGAAUAUUAGUCUUGGAGACAUCCAUGGUAUUAUAGACGUUAACCAAGGAAAAGGUGACAUAUCCAUUGGCUCUGUUUCUGGUGACCUGCUUGCUGUAGCUAAUGAAGGAAACCUCAAUCUACAUCUUUCUCAACCCAACAAUAUUAAACUGAAAGCUAAACAGGGAGGUAACAUAACCGUGUCAAUGAACAAAGAAACACAGUCAACAGCAAUUCAUGUGAAAGCUAAAGACAUCAACAUUGACCCGGUGAUGAACAUGUCUGUAGAGAAUAAAGAUGAAGGAGAAAACUUUACAGUCCUGUCUGCUGUAGUGAAUGGCACCGUUACUGAUGACAGUCUAGGAGGUCAUCAAAAUACCAUCAAUAUUGAAGCUAAACAUGGGACUUUUAAACUAGAAACACAAGACUGGCUGAGUUCACUGAACUUGAAAAAUAUAUAAGUUAUGGCACUUUGCCAAGGGUACUGGAGACUCAUUUACUACAAUUUCCAUAAACAUGCUUAUUGCCUUAUUCACAAAUUUCUUUAAGUGUGAGUAACUCCAUCUUAUUUGCAACAAACUGCACAUGAUCUUCUAUAAACUUUGUCAUCUCAUCACUUGGUUAUGCUGACAGCCUUGGCCAUCCAUCGGCAAUGUUAUUUGCUCCAGUCUCAUAAACCAAUGUGACGUCAUAAUCUUGGGUUCGCAACGCAAUUCUUUCUAACCUUAUCGAUUGUGAAGGCUUUGAAAAUACAGACACUAUAACGGGCUGUGAUCUGUUGCAACUGUGACAUGGCGACCAAAUACAUACUUGUGUAACUUUUUAAUCCAGAGAGGACAGCGAGAGCCUGGCGGUCAAUUUGGGGAUACCUCUUUUCUACGUCUGUUAAUCCACACGGGAUGCAUACACUACUGAACUUAUUCCACUCUCAGUUUUUUGUAGCAGCACGGCAGCCAAACCAACCGGGCUUUUGUUUCUGCCUCCAUUCUGUAAUGAGCUAAACAGGGUGCGCCAGAUAGUAAUUGUUUUACCUGGCUGUACGCGUCAGUAUCUCUUUUUGUCCACUUCCAGGCUACUCCCUUUUGGGUCAAGGCUCGUAUUCGGGCUAGUACCAUUGCRAGGUUUGGCAAAUACUGCGUUAGAUAUGUAAUACUUCCGAGAAACGAUCGAAGCUCUGCUGCAUUCUCUGGCACUGGAGCAAAAGCGAUAGCCUUGAUUUUCCCCGGAUCUGGUCUGAUCCCAUCAGCUUAGAUAAUACGACCUUGAAAUUCCAGCUCUUUCACACCCAUACCGCAUUUAGCUUUAUUGAAUUUAAGGCUUGCUCUCCUCAAUCCUGUAACACUUGUCUCAAGUUCUGCUAGUGUUCUUCUGGAGUUGACCAAUACACAACAAUAUCGUCAAAGUAGUUGAGUACUCCCUUCAGCCCUUCGAAAAAACAAAAUUCAGCGUGCAGCUCGUAGACACGAAAAUUUUAACUAUUUCAACAGCCACACACACCUAACGAUUAAGUUAUUUUUUAACAUAUCCUGGUUAUCACAUUCAUUGUAUAUUCAAGCUUUAUUUCAAUUUACUGUAUUAUUUUUGUAAGUAAAUUUAUGUGUGUGAAUAAUAAAAAAGUUUAAAGUCUAA